Molecule: messenger RNA, 1871 nt
Organism: Chironomus riparius
Lineage: Eukaryota; Metazoa; Arthropoda; Insecta; Diptera; Chironomidae
Source: the annotation of a GenBank genome assembly
AUGAAGUUUUUUGCAUUUUUGUUGACUUUUCUGCUUUGUGUUGUUAAUUUGAAAUAUGCAGCAUGCUUAAAAUGUCAAUUUGAUUAUGGUUUGUUUGGCUACGCAUGCAAUAUAAAACCAGACUCAAGGAGCAUGGAAGAAAAACAUGAUUAUGGAAAGACUGAUGAAAAUGUUAAGAUAAUUGAAGUUGAGGGAUUCAACAAAAAAGAUUUAACUCAAUUAGAUUUAACAGAUUUAAGUCCUUUUUGUCAGCGAUUUGAAAACGCGACUUUUGUUUGGAUUAGGGAAUUAAAAUCUGUCAACGAAAAUUUGAUUCAACAAUGCACAAAUUUGAAAAACAUUUGGAUUGAAGGCUUAGAAAUGGAAGAAAUACCAGAAAAUUUAUUUUCUUUUAAUUCAAAUUUAUUUGGAAUUAAUCUUAAGAGUGGCAAAUUAAGGACAUUACCGGAAAAUGUUUUCUCAAAACAAAAUGAACUUGAGAUUUUAAACUUAGAUAAUAAUCAGAUUUCUUGUUUGCCACCAAACAUUUUCAUGCCACUCACAGAGCUAAGCAAUUUAUAUCUAAGCAAUAACAAAAUUCACGCAUUAAAUCCAAAAUGGUUUGAAAGUCUUCAAUCUUUAGAAAUUUUUGGGCUUUAUAACAAUGAAAUUCAAGAUUUACCAAAAAAUGCUUUUGCGAGUUUGAGUAGUUUGAAAGAGCUGCACUUAGAUUCCAAUCAACUGACAACAAUUCACUCAGACUCAUUCGGAAUUCACAAAAAUUUACAAAUAAUUAAUUUACAAAACAACAAAAUCAACGCAAUUGAUGAAAGAAUCAUCAACAAAACAGCAGUCGAGUGGCUUGACAUGUUAGGAAAUGUUUGCAGCCGUGAAAAUAUCCAUGAAAGAAACAAAAUAAAACAAGAACUAAUCAACUGCUUCAGCAGCUAUCGCCGACGUAUAGAGCCAAAUGAAGUGCAGUGUGGAAGCUUCUUAUUACAUUCAUCGCGCAUCAUCAAUGGAUCUUCAACAGGACGCAAUGACUUUCCGUGGAAUGCAGCAUUAGUCCUCAAGUCGGGAUCUUACUUUUGUGGAGGAACUCUCGUGUCAAACAAGCAUGUCGUGACUGCUGCACAUUGCAUGAAUGAAAAGAAAAAUGCUCAUAAAUUCACGUCAUGUGACUUUUCAGUUCUUCUUGGUGUCCACAACUUAUCAAUUGCAAAUGAACAAGGUCGAAUCUUGGUUGAUGUCAAUGCCAUUCAUAUCCAUCCAGACUGGGAUGUCCAUUCAGACUCAUAUGAUGCUGACAUUGCUGUCUUAGAACUUGCUGAAGCUGUAAAGUUUAACAAGUUUGUCAGACCGAUUUGUGUGCCAGAUGUUGAAUCAGGUGCGGCUGGUGCUUCUUUAGGAACUGUCAUUGGAUUUGGAAAGACAGAAGCAGGAACAAUUUCGGAUGUCGCAAAAAAGAUUGAAAUUUCAAUUUAUGACUUUAAAAACUGCUCCGAACACAGCUCAGAUCAUCGAUCAUUGAUAAGUCACAGAACAUUUUGUGGAGGUUCGGCUGAUGGACGUGGAGUCUGUGAUGGUGACAGCGGAAGUGGAGUUUAUGUCAUCCAUAGUUUGGCUUAUUAUUUACGCGGGAUUGUUUCUUCUUCCUUUAAUAAUGUUAUCCUACAAUGUGAUGUUCAAAGGGAAGCAAUUUUUACGGAUGUCCCUAAAUUCUAUGGCUGGAUUAAAAGCGGAGGUCUAGAUGUCCAUGCAGAGAACACCAACAGACGAAGGAAUUAAAAGAAAGGUUCUUAUAAAUCUCAUGUUUUGAUUGAAAUUUGUAAAUAUCCAUUUAAUGAUUUUAAAAAUGUUUAAAGUAAUUUUUUCAUAAAAAGAAAAUUGAA